AUGGUCAGUCCUGAACUGAACAAUGUUAUUGAAUGGAUCCCUAAAUUAUGGAAUCAUUUAAAUCAAUUUCUUGAGACACAUUCAUCAUCUGAUGUGACCAUAGGUCCUCGACUGUUCUCUUCGUGUCCGAUGGAUGUGAAUGGAUCUGAGGUUUGGUUCACUGAUUUGUGGAAUUAUUCAAUAGUGCCAUAUGUUGUGGAGACCACUCGUGAGGGCAUUCAGAUGUACGGAAAGCGAACCCCAUUUACAGACCCAACCGAUUGGGUCAUUGAGACAUAUCCAUGGAGUGCGAGCACCUGUUGGCCCGAUUGGGCACACAAUCUGUUGCGCAUUCGAGCCGAAGAUGUGAAUUACGAGACCGACAAACCACCCGAUUGUCACCAAAAUGAGGAUUCGGACCCCAAUUGUAGUGAUCCACUCCUAAAUAUGUUGCUCAGACUUCAAGAGGCGGCUAAUUAUUCAAAUUCUAAAAACAAAGAAAAUUAA
Medioppia subpectinata is the source of this 486-nucleotide messenger RNA. NCBI's taxonomy places the organism in Eukaryota, Metazoa, Arthropoda, Arachnida, Sarcoptiformes, Oppiidae. The record is from the annotation of a GenBank genome assembly.